GCGGACGCGGAGUGGAGUUUCUCAGGUAGGCCGUAGCCGCCGCCGCGAUCGCGCGUAUCGCUUCGUUCUCGCGGCUGUACGGGCGGACGAACGGGCGAUCACCGGCAGGAACAGUGGGAACGAGUCGAACGAGCGGGUGGGUCCUGCCGUGGCGUCGCGAUCCGCGCCGUCGUCCACGAAGCAGCGCUCUCUCCGCGCUGCUUGAUCGCGAUCCACUCGAUCCGGACGAGAGCCACUCUUAUCGGCCGCCAUCUUGCUACCAAGAACGGAGCUUGUGACAGACGGGCCUGCCUGUCGCAGUCGUGUAGAGCGAGCGCACACGCGUGGGAGAGAGAAAGGGAGAGAGAGAGAGAGAGAGAGAGAGAGAUACGGCGACCCCUUCAUGCGGUACGUGCGCCCUUCACGUCGUCGCCUCUGCUUCGUUCCGCGAACAGUCGCGCUUGAACGUAAUUCCGAGCAGCGGAGAGUAGCCUAAGAGAAAAUACGCGGAAUCGCAUAUCGAUACACCGCAGUCAAGUGCUUAAACAGCGUACACGCACGAGAGCGCGCGCGCGCGCGCACGCCGCACAGUCGUCAUCAUCGUCGUCGUCGCCGUCGUCCGCUCUCAUCGCAAUGGCAAUGGAGACGCCACGGGAGCGAGAGAUCGCUGCCGAGGACAGCAUCAAGGUUGUCUGCAGGUUCCGACCCUUGAACGACUCCGAGGAGAAGGCCGGCUCCAAGUUCAUCGUCAAGUUCCCGUCCGGUGGCGAUGAAAACUGCAUCUCUAUCGGGGGCAAAGUAUAUCUUUUUGAUAAAGUAUUUAAGCCGAAUGCUACGCAAGACAAAGUCUACAAUGAGGCAGCGAAAUCUAUUGUUACGGAUGUCCUGGCGGGAUACAACGGAACCAUCUUUGCGUACGGUCAAACAUCAUCAGGUAAAACGCACACGAUGGAAGGAGUCAUUGGCGAUCCCAACAAACAGGGUAUCAUCCCUAGAAUCGUCAAUGACAUCUUUAAUCACAUCUACGGCAUGGAGGAGAACCUCGAGUUCCACAUCAAAGUCUCAUACUUUGAGAUUUACAUGGACAAAAUCAGGGAUCUUCUCGAUGUAUCUAAGGUUAACUUAAGCGUGCACGAAGACAAGAACCGGGUGCCGUUCGUGAAGGGCGCGACCGAGCGGUUUGUUUCUAGUCCCGAGGAGGUAUUUGAAGUUAUAGAGGAGGGCAAGUCGAAUCGGCAUAUCGCCGUCACUAACAUGAACGAGCACAGCUCGCGCUCCCAUUCCGUUUUUCUCAUAAACGUCAAGCAGGAGAACUUGGAGAACCAGAAAAAGCUCUCCGGCAAAUUGUAUCUCGUCGAUUUGGCCGGCUCGGAAAAGGUUUCGAAAACUGGUGCUGAAGGAACGGUGCUCGACGAAGCGAAGAACAUCAACAAGUCUCUGUCGGCGCUAGGUAACGUAAUCUCGGCGUUGGCUGACGGCAAUAAGACCCACAUUCCUUACCGCGACUCGAAAUUAACGAGAAUUCUGCAAGAGUCGUUGGGUGGCAACGCCAGGACCACUAUCAUCAUUUGUUGUUCGCCCGCUAGCUUCAACGAGUCCGAGACAAAGUCGACCCUGGAUUUCGGUAAACGAGCCAAGACCAUCAAGAACGUCGUAUGCGUGAACGAGGAGUUGACGGCCGAAGAAUGGAAACGUCGCUACGAACGCGAGAAGGAUAAAGUGGCAAGAUUGAAGGGCAAGGUGGACAAAUUGGAGGCGGAAUUGUCGCGCUGGCGGCAGGGUGAGACCGUCCGGCCGGAGGAGCAAGUCAGCUUGGUCGAGGGGCCGGAUGUUACCACACCGAUCAACGUCCCCAUUGAAGUUAAACUGGAUGAUAGCCCAAUGCCUGCCACUCCCGGUGGCGGCCUCAUGAUCGGUUCCCUCUCGAACGAGGAGAGACAGAAGCUCGAGGAGGAACGCGAGAGGCUGUAUCAGCAGCUGGACGACAAGGACGAGGAGAUCAAUCAGCAAUCGCAGUACGUCGAGAAACUGAAGGAGCAGAUGGACGAGCAGGAAGAACUUAUCGCCAGCGCGAGACGAGAUUACGAGCAGCUGCAGCAGGAGAUGAACCGAAUACAGCAGGAGAACGAGAGCGCUAAGGAGGAGGUGAAGGAGGUGCUGCAGGCGCUGGAGGAGCUCGCGGUGAAUUAUGAUCAGAAGUCGCAAGAGGUCGAGUUGAAGAACAAAGAGCAGGAGUCCAUGACGGAGGAGCUCCUGGCUAAACAGGUGAUCCUGAACAAUACCGCGUCCGAGUUGCAACAGCUGCGCGACCUGUCGACUCAUCAGAGGAAACGCGUCGCGGAAAUGCUGGCAAACUUCCUGAAAGAUCUGGGAGAGAUCGGUGUGGCUAUUGGUGGAGAAUCCAACGAGAAUCUAAAGAUUGCUCCACCGGAGAGCAAUGGAAAACUCGAGGAAGAGUUCACAGUUGCGCGGCUGUUCAUUAGCAAGAUGAAGUCCGAAGUGAAGAACUUGGUGCAGCGAUGUCAGGGAUUAGAAAGUUUUCAAGUAGACUGUAACAAGAAAGUUUCCGAAUAUGAAAAGGAUCUGGCCGAGUACCGGUUGUUGAUCUCGCAGCAUGAGGCGCGCAUGCAAACCUUGACGGAAUCGAUGAAGGAGGCCGAAACUCGCAAGCGAACUCUAGAGGAAAAUGUGGAUGCGUUGCGCGAGGAAUGCGCGAAGUUGAAAGCCGCUGAACAGGUGCAGGCGGUGACUAACAAGGAGAAAGCCGAGGAGAAGGAAGCGGCGACGAAGAUGCGAGUGGCCUUGGAGGAACAGAUGGAUCAGCUGAGAGACGCGCAUCAAAAACAGGUUGCCGCACUUAGGGACGAGUUGUCUGAGAAGCAGAAACAGAUCAGUGAACUCAAGGACCGCAAUCAGAAAUUCAACUUGGCGCACCAGCAGAUGCAGUCCGAUUACGAACGGUUGAAGCAAGAAGAAGCUAACAAGUCUGUCAAGCUGCAGGAGCUUAUGUUGCUGAAUGAACGCCGGGAACAAGCAAGGAAAGAUCUCAAAGGAUUGGAGGAGACGGUAGCGAAGGAACUGCACACUCUGCACAGCCUGCGCAAACUCUUCAUCACGGACAUGCAUAAUAAACUGAAGAAGACCAUCAAUGCGGAGGAUAACGAGAACGAUGGCGGUUCUCUCGCGCAGAAACAGAAGAUCUCCUUCUUGGAAAAUAAUCUGGACCAACUGACGAAGGUGCACAAACAACUUGUCAGGGACAACGCUGAUCUUCGUUGCGAGUUGCCCAAGCUGGAGAAACGAUUGCGAGCGACAAUGGAGCGCGUCAAAGCCCUGGAGACGGCGCUGCGCGAUGCCAAGGAAGGCGCGAUGCGGGAUCGCAAGCGCUACCAGUACGAGGUGGAUCGAAUUAAGGAGGCAGUCAGGCAAAAGAAUCUGGCGCGUCGUGGACCGAGCGCGCAGAUCGCAAAGCCUAUUCGCGCCGGCCAACACCAUUUGAGCAACGUUAACGCCAUCAGAACCGGCAAUCGCGAUAUGGGUAACAGCGUACAGUGAUCGUGAUCGCAUAAUGCCAAAACCCUUCACUUUUGCAGAAACCGAAUGCAAGAACGCUUUCAUGGACGAAAACAAAAGAAUUCCAGCGGCUCUUAUGUAUAAUGGAUAUGCAUAAAUGUUAUAAUUAUUAUUAAAGUAAGGGCAAUAGUACUAUAUAUUAUCCGCAAGGAGAGCACCGCCAGUUUUCUUUUAAUUUUCUUUACUCUUUUUCUUUCUUCCUCGGAGCAAGAGCAUGUGCUUAGGUAUAUAAAUAUAUAUAAGUGCAUUAAAUUAUACAUAUACAUAUAUAUAUAUAUAACACGAGCGCUGCAUGUCCCGUCGAUGUAAAUAGUUAAUUUUUAUAAAUUAUUUAAUUUAAUAUCACAUAUAUAUGCAUGAUAACGAUUCGAUGAUAACAUGAAUGUAUCUCUAUGUGAAUGGUCACACGGAGAAGCCUCUCGCCACACUCUCGGAACAUUUAUACACACCUAGCGAUGGUGUCCCUAUUUAAAUCGCGCUCGAUUUGAGUCGCUUGAAGAAAACAAGAAUCUUGCACCCGCGAUCUUACGAGCAUGAAUCGAGGAUCGCGUGUACCACGAUCCUCGUGAUCUCGGAAGAGACGCGGAGAUCUUCGAUACUUAAAGACAAUUUAGUUUAAACGCCACCAAUCCACUGAAAGAUCAGGAUGACGAUCGGACAUGCGGCUUCGAGCGAGCAUAAAAGAUGUUUGUGGCUUGCACACAAGAGUAUUUGUAAUUAUAAGAAAUCUCCUCCCGCACGCCCCAUGCCCCACGCAGCUGAUAAAAACGCUCCGCGAGAGAUGAGAGUGCCUGCUAUCGCUAGGCUCACUUUGCUGAGGAGAGCACGCUUGACCGUGGUCAAGCGCAGAAUUGCCUCUCCAGAGCGCUCGUGCGUGCGUUUCACGCAGCUGGGAUGAGUGCAUGCGUGCGUACGUGCGUUAAUGGAGCGAAAGCAAAUUGUGAGAAGGAUGUGUCUCCGACAGGGACUAAUCGAAAAACAGCUAUCGCUUGACUCUCGCUUCUUUUUCUCUUCACUUUGAUGUAGCGCGCCGACCUAAUUCUAAUUUCGCGCGUCCAGCUGAAAUUAAUUUAUUCCUGCGAUAAAAGAGGCUGCUUUACUCUCGCGUCGGCGAUUUUCUGUGAAACGCACAGAGCGACGAGCGAAGCUCCGGGAACCCCGGAGCUUCUUCUCCCCUUCGCCUCGGACACGAGUCAAGUGUAUGCGAAUUUUAAUGUACGUCAUUCGCUCAGCGAGUUUCCCCGCAGUUCCGUUACUGCGUAGUGACCCGCAGAGUCUGGUUGUGAGCCGAUGCACCGAGGUUCGCUUGCGUUCCUAAUGGAAAGCACUGAAAAAGAAAGAGGAAAAGAAACCUCACGAGGAAUUUCAUUCGUGUCUUUCAUUUGUGGCGUCGUCGUUAACCCGCCCUUUUUGUUAUUAAAUCUUUUACUGCUCCUUUCUCCGAAAGCUAGUUUAAUGACAAUCUCGUAUAUAUUUAUAUCACAUUAUUUUAUACACUCCUUUUCUUCGUCCCGUUUACACGGUAAAAAUGUAAUAAACCACUUGUAAAUUUAUUAAAUUUAUAAGGCUUCUCUCUUCGUUAAGGAUCACGUGUUCGUUAGUUAUAUCGCGCUAAUUUAAUCGAGAUAAGAUAUAAAUCGCCCAUCGUGUCCGGGCAAGGGUUAAUGAUGGCCUUCACGUAUACACUCGCGCAUUUUCUUCGGUACACGGUACUCUCCUCUAAUCCCGUGGAUCUCGCGUUUGUUAUUGCUUUUUACAAGACUCGCUCGCGCGGCAAUCGCGUAUACUCUCGACGUAAUCUCUCCCUCUCUAUCUCUCAGUCUCGUGUCGAGCAAGGAACUAUUUAUAAACGAAUAUACGAUUAUUUACGCGCGCGAAGCCCUCAGAGUUGUAACUGAGUGUGAGACCGCCUGCGAAAUGUCUAUAUUUAAUGAUAAUAAAUAUAAGUUGCACUUGUAAGCGAUUCUGCGAGUGGAGCAUGCAUGGUGCGCGAAGCGCGUUAAGAAGCGCGCGUCGAGAAAGUAUUCGGCUAUACGUUUCUGCCACACCUUCCGUUUUUAUCUUAACUUUGUGAUAAGCGAACUAUCGUGGGCGAAGAUGAGGAUUUGCGUUUUCCCUGCUCGUACAUGUAAAGCAGAGCGGACCGACAAGCGCAUGUGUGUGGUGCAAUGAUGCGAGUGCAAUUAUCGUUAAACUCUAUUUUUGUGUCUCUCGGGUAUGUAUGUAAAUAUACAAAACGUAUGUGUAAACUGUAAACCGCGCUGUAACGUGUUAGUUUACUUGGUGGUGCUAAGAGAAGCGUGCGAGAAACGUCUGAAUGCCGAGGGUGUUCCCCGGAGAUCUGUACUUGUCGGGUGUAACGCUACAUUCAACGUUUGAUGCGCGUCCCUCUUAGAUGCUGAUGAACGUACUUGUCAGCCCCCGCCCCCCCCCCCAAUCACGUCGCGUCGAAAAGCCACAAUCGUGACGAUCCGUCGUUUCUCAUUGCGACUCGUCGAGCUGAAAUUUUCUCCUCCCGAAUUAAGUCGUAAGAAUUAAUCAACGUCGAUAAUUAGUAUCACGGCUUCGAGAAAUAUAUAUCGUGACGUGUUGAUUUCGGAUCGCAAUUUUUUUCUAUCUUUUUAUAUUUCUUUUUUUUCCUUCUCUUGUGUGAUAACAUGUUGGAAGCGAUUGUUGAGAAACUGGAAUCACCGUUAAACGUGAGUAAGAAAUCACUGCCGUCCUUCGUGACGGAUAAUCACGCGCACGAGAUCGAUUUUGCUAUAUAUUGUAUCGCAUUGUACGCGUUGUAAAUGUGUACCGGGCACCCCGGGUGGCUGGCCGACGGAUUUGAUGUACGCGGAAUGCAGGAAAGACAGAGCGUUAGCUAUAUUAUUUUCGUAUGAUGUCUCCGGCGUGUUUGAAAAAACAAAUAAAUUAUGCUACACUUAUACAGUCAAGUAGGUGAGUUAUAACGAUACGUGCACGCAGCCAGUCACUGUUGAAGAAGAGGUUGAUCUACAAGUGUCGUGUCGGCGACACUUCUCGCGCCGACGACGAAGCGCAAGCGAAACGCAUUGCUUCUCGAAUGUUUUCCUUCGGAAAAAGGCGGAAAACAACGAACAAAAAUCCACGAGUUGUUCCGACUUCGUUUUCGUGAGAAGACACCGCAGCGGUGCUUACCUAUAGCGAUCAAGAAUAUUCGAGGGAAUGUUUUCCGCAUCUGAUCGAGUUCAGAUCUACCUCAUCUGAAACAGCAAGUAGCAAACAAGAUUUACAAAAAACAACAGAUGCAUAGAUGCAAUUCUAAACAUUUUCUUAGAUCCUAAGUGGUAGUAGAUUUGUAUGCAGGGUGUAGAGAGGCUGUAGCUAUAUAUACAAGGUACUAUAUAAAUUGUAAUACAAUAUUCUCCUCGGAUUAAAAUUAUAAUUUUAAGAUAUCGUCAUUAUUAUUACGAUUAUUAUAUUAUUAUUCAAUUAUGGAGAUGACAAUGCUUACAUUGAAAGAAGAAAAGGGAAAACACAUUAAACGACUGUAUUCACCUUAUUUAUUUAUUGUCGCACUGCAUAAUGUUCGUCUCUGGCGAAAUAAUCUCUGAAAGAAAUAUAUUUAUAAGGUAAUGUAAUAAAAUAUACAUACACAC
Messenger RNA from Ooceraea biroi (clonal raider ant), 7175 nucleotides. RefSeq names its product kinesin heavy chain (gene Khc). Gene Ontology annotation, molecular function: ATP binding; microtubule binding; microtubule motor activity. Gene Ontology annotation, biological process: microtubule-based movement. NCBI's taxonomy places the organism in Eukaryota, Metazoa, Arthropoda, Insecta, Hymenoptera, Formicidae. The record is from RefSeq and is a predicted model, not a curated record.